Molecule: messenger RNA, 1050 nt
Organism: Scomber scombrus (Atlantic mackerel)
Lineage: Eukaryota; Metazoa; Chordata; Actinopteri; Scombriformes; Scombridae
Product: CD276 antigen-like
Exons: 4
Coding region: 619-1050 (143 amino acids)
Source: RefSeq, a predicted model, not a curated record
CAUCUGUUUUGUCCUUUUUUGGUAAUACAUUUUACAGUUAGCUGUGUUGAAGUUUAUAGUUAGAGCUGUUUGAAGCGUCAGUGAGGGACAUUAAACUGGGCUUGUGGGUUUCUGUAGAAAGGCAGCAGGGUUACUGAGAUUUUAAAUUUGCAACCACACCUGCACAGGAUGUCACACUCAAAUUGAAAGGGGUCAACACCACUCUUCCUAGUUUGACAGAUGUUUGUGGCCAGAUUUGUACUGUUAAGAAGAUUUUUUGUGCAUUUCUAAUCGCUCAUAUCAAGCAUUCGGGACAGUGCAACAAAAAAGAGGUUAAGAACGAAAGGUGCUUCCAAAACAUAUUGUGCAUCACAAAUUGAGUAACAUGGAGAUGAUACCGUUGAAAAUGGUCAAUAUUCCCUCCAUUCCUCAGGUGAGUCUCAGGUAAUUGGUUCACUCCAGCCAAUCACGGCCACCCUGGGCGAUAGCGCCAUCCUGCCGUGUCAUGUGACACCCGAAAUUAAUGUUGCGGAACUGACAGUGGAGUGGUCGAGGCCCGACCGUCAGCCGGACCCAAGUGAUCGGCUGAGCAGGGUCGACUACGUCCACCUUUACCGAGGCAACCGUGAGGUCCCUGACAUGAAGAUCUCAUCUUACAUCAGAAGGACGGAGCUGUUCACAGAGGGACUGAGACGAGGCAACAUAUCGCUCAAGAUCAUUAACGUGACGCUCACAGACGAAGGAAUAUACAGGUGUUUCAUCCCGAAGUUAAGGAGCAGGAGUCGGGCUUCAACUGUUGAACUUGUUAUCAAACCAAACUCUGAUCAAACCUGGACAACAGAGAUGCCACUGCAUCCCAGAAAUCUACAAACCCAAGAUCCGACAGAAGAUACUUUCAUUAGAGGUGGUCAGGCCAGUCGGAGCAGACUGAGCCUGGUUUGGGUCUUGUGCGUCUUGCUGAUCUUGAGUUUUGGAAUCAGAGGAUACACACUUCUAGAGGAGCGUCUAAAACAAAAAAGUGAACGUAAAGACAAAGAGUCUUUUCUAAACUGGGAAUUAAACCUCAAUUGA